This is a messenger RNA of Salmo salar (Atlantic salmon), 3584 nucleotides long. RefSeq names its product transmembrane emp24 domain-containing protein 5. The record is from RefSeq and is a predicted model, not a curated record. NCBI's taxonomy places the organism in Eukaryota, Metazoa, Chordata, Actinopteri, Salmoniformes, Salmonidae.
AGGCAGGGUCCUCAUUUAGUGAUUGCCAUCGAACGGUGAGCUUGUCAUCACAAGUUAAGUUUUGACGAACACGAACUGAACUAGCACUUAUCGAGAGCUUGUCUCUUUACGGAGUCAAAAUCUAGAGUUGAAGGCAGCGGGAGACCAUGAACGUGGCCCGGGUGUUACUGUGCCUUUUCUCGGUGCUGGUGUCUGAGAAGUUCCUGGUGGCCGCGUUCUCCCAGAGCCUGGUCAGCGACUUCACAUUCACACUCCCCGCAGGACGGAAGGAGUGCUUCUUCCAGACCAUGAAGAAUGACGCGUCGCUGGAGAUAGAAUAUCAGGUGUUGGACGGAGCAGGUCUGGAUGUUGACUUCUCCCUGUCGUCUCCUACUGGACACAUUCUGUACAGCGACCACCGCAAAUCAGACGGAGUAUACACUGUAGAGACGGAGGAUGGAGACUACAUGUUUUGUUUUGACAACUCGUUUUCUGCUGUGUCGGAAAAGAUCAUCUUCUUCGAGCUUCUCAUGGACAACAUGGAACAGGAAGGGGAGGAGCCAGAGGACUGGAAGGAGUACGUCUAUGGGACCGACAUGUUGGACAUGAAGCUGGAGGACAUCAUGGACACCAUUAACAGUGUUAAAGCCCGGCUGGGGAAGAGCCUUCAGAUACAGACAGUGCUCAAAGCGUUCGAGGCUCGUGAUCGUAACCUCCAGGAGUCCAACUACGACCGGGUCAACAUGUGGUCCAUGACCAACAUGCUGGUGAUGAUGCUGGUGACGGGAGUGCAGGUCUACCUCAUCCGUGCGCUGUUUGAGGACAAGAGACACGCGCGCACAUAACACCCCCCCACUGGGAAGGGCCAGGGAGAGACGGAUAGCUCUGUCUACACCUGCCAGCCAAUAGCGAGCAAGACUAGUGGUGAAGAUAAGAUUGUAACUCAUCAGAUUUUUAUGUACAACACUCACACACUCAUACGUUACAUCACACAUCCUUACAGACACAAAUGCCAUACCCGUCCAGUCUCUUCCUCUGCUCUCCUCUGUCUAGCUGCUGUUCGUCAGAGGGUCUGUGUUGGUAUCUGCUCUAUCUAUCUAAUAAUCAGUGGCGGGUGAGACACCAGCCAGACCUUCAGUUAUUGGUGUUUAAAAGCAAGCGUAAAUGAACAAGUAUUUCUAAUUUAAUAUGGUAAUGUGACACUGAGGUGUGUGACUGUCCUGUCUCUGUGUCACGUCUUUCGAGGUCUUCCAGUAUGUGACCUGUGAGUCAUGUUGUGAAACACUUUAUUGUAGAGUAGGUUAUUGAUACGCCUUAGAGAUUCUGAUUUAGCUGUCUGUGCCAAACUGCCAGAACUGUGGCCUUCCAAACACUGGCUGGAGUGGACAGCAACACCGGGGCAGAACACACACGACCUUUCACCCUCUCACUCUCUUUCAAAAACACACUCAUUCUCACGCACACACACAAUCUCUUACUCACACACACUCAAACCCACACACUUCUUCAUUGAAACCGCUGCUGUCUGCCAGUCCCCCUGCUGUCUGCCAGUUCCAGCGAAUGGAGAAGUGGAGUAGGGGAAAGGGAAUGGUUCCAUAUGUAACUCUCUAAAUCACUGCUGUUCUCUUCUACUCCCUCCUUUUCGUCCUCCUAUAACUCUGUCCUGAUGGUCUGUCAGACUUAGUGCCGACAGGAGAGUCGGGUUUCAGUCAUACAGGCAGAAGCGAAAUGGAACCUGCCCCUUUCGCUCUCUUUUUCUUUUGUGACAGAAAUAGAAUGCUAUCUAACACACAGCUGUGUCAUCACAGCAAUCACACCCUGCACCUGGGGGGUAAAAGAGGCAGGGAAGGUUGUGGGAAAAGGGUUGCGGGUGACUGAAGGAGGUGGUAGUGGUUGGGAAAUCAUCUAAUUGACUGUUAUUUAGCUUUAUUUUGUUUUGUAGCUCUGUCAUAUACACACUUGGACAAACAUACAGAUGUGGUUGAUGCACUGAGAUAUGUGCCAACAUUUUGGAGCUGCUGACAAAUUUCAUCUGAUUUCUCUCUAACUGCUAUCUAUGUUACAAAAUAGUUUUUCUAUAAAUACGCAAUGCGCUGCUGUGUUGAUGAGUAACACCACACUGCCAUCUUGUGGCUGGACACCAAACUGCUCGCGCAAAACAAAACAUGACUUGUUCACCUCUCGGACUGAAGGGUAGACUACAAAGCAUGCUCAAUGAAAUAGCCAGGUAACUUUGAUAAAUAACCAGAUAGCUAUUGAUUUUCUGGUUCAUUUAAGAAUGCUAAACUUUUAUAUGCUUGAAAUGGGCAUAUCUAAAUGUCAGCUGGAUAAUUAAUUGAACCCUUAGGUUGAAAGCCAAUCCCUGCUUUGAGAUAUUUAAAUAAGCAAUAAUACAGUGCGGCAGUAUCCACUCUUUCUCCACUUUUACAAUGGGAGAGUAACUUACUAUACGAUAACAGGGUGAUGUUCAAGGGGUCUUGCAUUGUGCCAUUAUGAGCCCCCUCCGUCUCAGUUACAGCUACUCUAAGCCAAUUACAAUGGGUUGUAUUGCCACGGUCUGUCUCUGCCCACCAUUUUGUGCCAAAGUAUUGUAGCUGAUGCUCAGACAAGCAUCACCAUGGGAGAUUAAUCAAUAAAAUGAAGAAUAUUUGUAAUUUAUAGAAUGUCAUUGAUGCUCUUCUCCAACCUUUUUUGUUCCUUUCUGCACAAGACAAUGAUGGCCUCUUACGAACAAAAAACUCGAUGUUUUGAACCUAUGUAACAGUGUAGGUUCCGUCCCUCUCUUCGCCUCAACCCGGGCUCGAACCUGGGACCCUUGCACACAUCAACAACUGACACCCCACGAAGCAUCGUUACCCAUCGCGCCACAAAAGCCACGGCCCUUGCAACGCAAGGGGAAACCCUAUUUCAAGUCUCAGAGCGAGUGACGUCACCGAUUGAAACGCUAUUAGCGCGCACCACCGCUAACUAACUAGCCAUUUCACAUCGGUUACACUCACCCCCCCUUUGACCUCCUCCUUUUCCGCAGCAACCAAUGAUCCGGGUCACGGCACCAAUGUAACAGUGUAGGUUCCGUCCCUCUCUUCGCCUCAACCCGGGCUCGAACCAGGGACCCUUGCACACAUCAACAACUGACACCCCACGAAGCAUCGUUACCCAUCGCGCCACAAAAGCCACGGCCCUUGCAACGCAAGCAGACAAAUUGUUUAGGAGAAGGUGUCUAUUUUAUUAACCUGAUGAUGCAACGAGGAGAGUAUAUUUAAGCAAUAAGGCCUGAGGGGUUGUGGUAUAUGGCCAUUAUCCCAUGGCUAAGGGAUCUUCUUAAGCACGACGCAACACGGAGUGCCUGGAUACAGCCUUUAGCCAUGGUAUAUUGGCCAUAUACCACAAAUCCCCGAGGUGCCUUAUUAUAAACUGGUUACCAACGUAUUAAUUAGACCAGUAAAAAUAAAGGUUUUGUCAUACCUGUGGUAUAUGGUCUGAUGUACCAUGGCUGUCAGCCAAUAAGUAUUCAGGGCUUGGACCACACAGUUUAUAAUCUGUGAUAUACAGACUAAUGUUCUGUAUAUGUAAAUGUAUCAAAUUAAAAAUUAUACUUUUCUGAA